Molecule: messenger RNA, 1954 nt
Organism: Cheilinus undulatus (humphead wrasse)
Lineage: Eukaryota; Metazoa; Chordata; Actinopteri; Labriformes; Labridae
Gene: dcaf13
Product: ddb1 and cul4 associated factor 13
Exons: 11
Coding region: 126-1463 (445 amino acids)
Biological process (GO): maturation of SSU-rRNA from tricistronic rRNA transcript (SSU-rRNA, 5.8S rRNA, LSU-rRNA)
Cellular component (GO): nucleolus; small-subunit processome
Molecular function (GO): protein binding
Source: RefSeq, a predicted model, not a curated record
UGCAACGCGGUGGAGAUGAACCUCUUCUUCCUCAACACAUGGCUAGUGCUUGCGGAUAAUUUUGCCUUUUGAUUUUGUCUUUACAGUAUUUUCGAAGUACUUUUCUUUCUCCAGUACGCUUCCAAAUGAAAGUUAAAGUCCUCUCGAGGAACCCGGAUGAUUAUGUCCGGGAAACCAAACUGGAUAUUCAACGUGUCCCUAGGAACUAUGACCCCUCUCUUCAUCCAUUUGAGGUGAGCAGAGAGUACACCCGAGCUCUCAAUGCCACCAAGCUUGACAGGGUGUUUGCUAAGCCUUUCCUUGCCUCUCUGGAUGGCCACAGAGAUGGUGUGAACUGCAUGGCCAAGCACACUAAAAGCCUCUCCACUCUGCUGUCUGGCUCUUGUGAUGGAGAGGUGAAAGUGUGGAAUCUGACCAAACACGAAUGUGUCCGAACACUCCAAGCACAUGAAGGAUUUGUCCGGGGAAUGGUUGUCCGCUACUGUGGAACUUCCUUCUUUACGGUCGGUGAUGAUAAAACAAUCAAGCAAUGGAAAAUGGAGGCGCCAGGUUAUGGAGAGGAAGAAGAACCACUCAACACUAUCCUGGGAAAGACAGUCUUCACAGGACUGGACCACCACCAGAAGGAGGCUGUGUUUGCAACAUGUGGCCAGCAGGUGGACAUCUGGGAUGAGCAGAGAAGCAGCCCAAUCCGUUCCUUCACAUGGGGUGUAGACAGCUUCAGCUCUGUCCGCUUCAACCCUGUGGAGACUGAACUUCUUGGCAGCUCUGCCUCUGACAGAAGUAUAGUGUUGUAUGACAUGAGAGAGUCGGCGCCACUUAAAAAGGUUAUUAUGACAAUGAGGAGUAACUCAUUAUGCUGGAACCCUAUGGAGGCUUAUUACUUCACAUGUUCAAACGAGGACUACAACCUCUACACAUAUGACAUGAGGUACCUGGACCGACCAAUCACAGUUCACAUGGACCAUGUCUCUGCGGUGCUUGAUGUUGAUUAUUCCCCCACUGGGAAGGAGUUUGUAUCUGCAAGUUUUGACAAAACAAUCCGCAUAUUUCCCAAGGAUGGCGGCCGUAGCAGGGAAGUUUAUCACACCAAGCGUAUGCAGCAUGUCAUCUGCGUAAAGUGGUCGGCAGACAAUAAAUAUAUCCUGAGUGGUUCUGAUGAAAUGAAUAUCCGACUGUGGAAAGCCAAUGCAGCUGAGAAGCUAGGAGUGCUGGCCCCGAGGGAGAGAGAGGCCAGAAACUACAAUCAGAAGCUGAAGGAGAAGUUCCAGCAUCACCCCCAGAUCGGACGCAUUGCUCGUCACCGACAUCUGCCCAAGAGCGUCUACCACCAAAGCAAGGAGCUGAGGAUCAUGAAAGAGGCUCGCCGUAGGAAGGAGAGGAACGUUCGAAAGCACAGCAAACCAGGAACUGUCCCUGUGGUGUCUGAGAAGGAGAAACAUGUUGUGACUGUGGUCAAAUAGAGGCUGAAACAUGAGGUGGAAGAAAGAGGGGCUGCCACCCAGAGAGGAGAGGGAGACUGGGAUUACAUCAUGGGACAGUUUUGACAUUAAGGACACAGACUGUAAUGAAACACAUCAUUUGAAACUCUGUUUUUGUCCUUUUUGGUCUUUAAUGGCACACAUGAAAAAGAAGCAGAAGAAGAGAGACAAAAAUUUUUCUCAAACCUUCUCUUCCUCUUGGCAAAUUGACCCACAAAGUUGGCAGGAUUUUCAGAUUUUUUUCAGUUAGUUUCGACAUUUUUACUUCAGUGUAUCGACACCUUAAGAAGAUCUGGAUCUACAGGGGAUGUUUUUUCCUUCAGUCUGUUUUAGUCAUCCUAGUGGACAUAAGACCAACUAUUUUGAGUUCUACUUUGAUGUUCUGAAAUUAACACAUUUCACACAGAAAAUGCAUAUGUACAUGGGAAUGAAACACUUUAAAAUGUGUAUUUGUAAUAAACUUCUUGACUAAC